AUCAUAGAUCAUACAAGGGGAAUGGAUGGAUAAAGCAUAUAGAGGACGUACGUGUAUUAUUGGGGCCUAGAUAGACAACGUACUUUUAUUAUCUGUCUUCUUUUGUGCCACGUGUUUCCUAUACCUUUAUCUCUCUUACAAGGACGUAAAUGAAAUUAGUUACAGAAUGAAAUUGGCUACAAAACGUUGUCAAUAAUAAGUGAGGUUAAAAUUAAUGGUUAUUUUUUCUAUGAUUGCUACUGUGUUUUGUGAACAUUUUAUGAUUUUAAUUUAGUGGCCUGGAAAUAGACAAAUUCUUUUUGUAUGUGUUUUGUAUAGUAAGUGAACAUUUAUUAAAAAUGGGUAAAAAGUGCAUUGUUUGUGGUGCUAAACCGGCCGAAAACAUCUUUUUGUCUUUUCAUUUGUUUCCUUCAGAUGAAAACCGUUGUGUUGCCUGGAAAAAAUCUUUGGGUUUUACAUGGGUUAAUCCAUAUGAUGUAGUUUGUUCAAAACAUUUUAAUGAAAGUGAUUAUGAAACUCUUUCAUUGUCAAAAAAGAAGUUAAAGUUAUCAGCCAUACCUUUAAAGAAAUUGGAGGAAAAGUCAGAUGUGAAGGAGUUUGUUGCUAAGACAUUUGAACAACCAGGAACUUCUAAAGUUCAAGAAAAAGAUGAAUCUAUGAUCAUUGUAUCUAGUGACUCAGCAGGUGCAAGAAAAGGUAAAAUAGUUUGUUUGAAAAUGGAUCAUGAAAACAAGACUCUUGAACAACCUGGAACUUCGUCUAGUAUUCAGGAAAUGGAUAAAUCCAUGAUAAUUGAUGUUGCAAGUCCAAAAAAAGACAAUGUUAGAUAUAUUGGUGAAUUAGAAGAAAGGCAUUUUAGUUCUCCAAGGAAACGCAAAAAAAAUAUAAAUUUUAUGAAAAACACUGUUGAGGGUUACAGAAAAAAAAUUAAAUUUCUACAAAAGAAGACAAAAAGAUUGGAACAAAAAAUUACCAAUUUCACUGAAUUAAUUGACGAAUUGAAGGCACUUAAUAUGCUAUCAGAAGAAGCAUCGAACCACUUAUUGGAUUCUGCACCAGAAUCAAUAAAGGAAGUUCUUAAUAGGCAAAUAAAAUCUAAAACAUCAAAAUAUACACCUGAAUUAAGAUCAUUUGCAUUGACGCUACAUUUUUAUUCGCCAAAAGGAUAUAAUUUUGUGAGGGAAAAAUUUAAAGGCAUGCUACCACACCCGAGCUCAAUUAAGAAAUGGUAUUCUGUUGUAAAUGGAGAACCUGGAUUUACGUCAGAAGCAUUUGACUCUAUUAAAGAAAAGGUGUCUAAAGGGGAAGUUGUUAUUGUUAAUCUUAUUGUAGAUGAAAUGAGUAUUAGACAGCAUAUAUCAUUUGAUGGAAAAAAAUAUGUUGGAUUAGUGGACCUUGGAAGAAACUUUUCCAGUGAUGCUGAUUCAGUUCCAGAAGCAACACAUGCCUUGGUAUUUAUGCUUAACAGUGUAAAUUCCCAUUGGAAAGUUCCAGUUGCGUACUUUUUUAUAAAAUCUUUAACUGGGGAAGAACGAUCAAACCUUUUAAAAACGUGUUUGGAAAUGAUUCAUUCCACUGGUGCAGAAUGUAGGAGCAUCACAUUUGAUGGGGCAUACACAAAUACAGCUAUGAUAAAACAUUUAGGAGCCAAUAUUGAUAUUAACAAACUGGAGCCAUGGAUUCAACAUCCAGUAACUUUGGAAAAAGUGUUUGUAUUUUUAGAUCCCUGUCACAUGCUCAAAUUGUGCAGAAAUACUCUUGGAGAUCGCAAAGAAAUCAGAAAUUCUACAAAUAAUCCAAUUAAAUGGGAUUUUCUUGUAAAUUUGCAACAUAUACAAGAAACCGAAGGCCUUUACAUUAGUAAAAUUACCAAAAGACACAUUAAUUUUCAAAAUGAAAAAAUGAAUGUGAGAUUAGCUGCUCAAACCUUAAGCGAAAGCACUUCAAAGGCUUUAGAAUAUUUAUUGUUAAAUAAUCCUAAAUUUAAAGAGUGUGCAGCUACAUCAGAGUUUUGCCUUAAUAUAAAUAAUAUAUUUGAUAUUCUAAAUUCCAGAAAUAGAUUUUCCAAAAAAAAAAUGAAUAGACCUUUUUCCAUCUAUACCAUUGAUUUUUUUAAAGAACAUAUUACUAGGUAUAUAGAUUAUUUAAAAAACUUAAAAGAAAUUAAUGGAGCACUAUUAGUUAAAAGUAACAGAAAAAUAGGCUUCCUAGGAUUCAUUAUUUGUUUAAAAAAUAUAUUAAACUUGUAUGAAGAAUAUAUUGUUACUAAAAAAAUGUCAUAUAUUUUAAGUUAUAAAAUAAACCAGGAUCCUUUGGAAACCUUUUUUUCUGCAAUAAGAAGCAGGGGUGGAUUUAAUAACAACCCUUCAACAAUGCAAUUUCAAUCUGCCUACAAGCGACUACUAGUGCGCCAUGAAAUUUCAACAGCUGGUAAUUGCAUUUCAAAUAUACCUAUUUUAUCAAAAUCGAAAAGAGAAAUUUCUGACAAAAUAGUUAAUGACUUAGAAGUGGAAGACGUUGAUGUUGAAGAUCAUGAUUAUUGUGUUUCUAAUAGUAAUAUAUCCCAAUAUGUUGAAAAUGUUUUGGAAUAUAUGGCAGGGUAUGUUGUUAAAAAAAUUUUGGAUAUAAUAGAAUGUUUCAUCUGCAAAAUGGAACUUUUAGCAGAAACCGACAAUUAUGUCUUAAUAAAUAUUAAAAGUAAGGGCGGGCUUGUAAGUCCAAAUGUUGAUGUGGUAAAAAUAUUAUAUAAAUUAGAGCAAACUUUAAGGGAAAAAAAAAAUUUGACCUUACAAAAAAAAAUGUAUAUGAAUACAUUAAGCUAAAAAUAUUAAAAGAUUUAAAUGUUUUUAAUAGUGACAUUAUGGUUGAACAUAUAAAAUCACAAGAUAUUUUUGACAAUCAUAAAAUACAAGUCAUUAAUCUAAUUUGUGAUAUUUAUUUAAAGGCUCGAUUACAUCAUGAGGGAAAAGUGUUCACUCAAAAGUUAACAAAGGAUAGGAUUCGUAAUAAAUUUAACAAAUUGAUAUUGUUUAAAAAUCAGUAAAUCGUGUUUCUAUAUAAAUAUAUUCUUAACAAUUUUGCUCCGUGAAAAAAAAAAUAUAAAAACUUAUCUCGUCAAUUUUUCUUACCACUAAAUGCCAUUUUAAUAUUACAUUUCAGGAAGCAAAACUUGUUAUAAAAUGUACUUUUUAAAGUUUCCUCUAUUGGUAUUACUAAUUAGUAUUUGAUUUAUAUCUAGGGUCCUAAAAUUUAGGAGAUGUAUAAUAUUAUGAGGGUAGUUUAGGACUUUUUCAUGUUAACAUUUUUUCACCAAAAAUAAGCUUAACUUUUUAUUUGACUAUUUCCCUCGUCUUAAUUUCCACCAAUCACAAACGCGCAAUUUUGAAUUACAAAUGGUUUCUAGGUGGAAAAACUGUAUGACAGCACCUGUCAGCAGUUUAUUCGACCUUAUGUUCUGUGUAUUCGACUUUACCCGCGGCAAAACUUGACAGCUGUUGUCACCAAAAAUUACAAUACCUUUGACAAUUAAGUUUGUAGUAUUUUGUGAUUAAAUAAAUUACCUAUUUUUCAGUUUUCAAAUUAAUACCUACAUAUUUAUUAUGUAUGUAUAAUAGGUAGUAUGUUUUGUAAGCUACAUGUAUGCAGAAUAACUGUUACUUAUGAAAUAAUCUUGUCAAAUACCAUUCGGGCAUCUAAUUUUUCCUGUGAAAAAAAUCGAAAAAACACAAUGCAAAGUAAUAUUUUUUAACAAAAUGCAUUCGUACAGGUGCAACCAGCACUCAUGCUUCUUGUUAAAAUAUUACUUAGCAACGUGUUUUUUCGAUUUUUUUCACAGGAAAAAUUAGAUGCCUUUAUGAUAUUACUUACGACAUGACAUGUGUUUGUAUUCAGAAUUGUAUUUUAAAUCGAAAUAUAAAAAUGUUGGUAGUUCUAUUAAAAAACAAAAGUUUUGCUCAUUUCUGGUGAAAGUUCCAAGAAAACUACAUCAAAAAGUCCUAAAUUACACUUCAUAUGGGUCACCCAACUUUCAUGACCCUACAUAAAUAAAAUACACAAAAGUUAAAGGGGACCACCUUUGAAAGAUACUGUUUUAGUUAAAAUGAGUUGUUUUUUAAAGUUGUUUUAUGUUGUCUGUUGUAGAUACUACACACUAAGCUUUAAUAGUUAUUUUUGUGUUUUUAUUUCAGAAAUGUAGGAUUAUAUCCUUAAAUAUUAUUAAAAAUAUGCUUUUAACUAUCUAUCUGUUUAUAAGUUUGUUAGUUUAUCUUUUGUUAUGAUAUUAUUGAAAAUAAAGUAUUUAAAUAUUUUUCUUAAGUUUUUUUUUACCUAUAGUUAUAUCACAGAGAUUAUAUAAAGUUAAUUAUGUACUAGGGUAAGUUUUUUAUUUUAUUUGCGUCCUGAAUAAAAAAAAACGAUUCUAAAAAAUACGUCAAUUCAAAUAAAAAAAUUAAAUGAGUAAAUUUAAUAUCGCAAUUUUUCGACCGUCAUAAC
Molecule: messenger RNA, 4491 nt
Organism: Brassicogethes aeneus
Lineage: Eukaryota; Metazoa; Arthropoda; Insecta; Coleoptera; Nitidulidae
Source: the annotation of a GenBank genome assembly